Molecule: messenger RNA, 2523 nt
Organism: Syngnathus typhle (broad-nosed pipefish)
Lineage: Eukaryota; Metazoa; Chordata; Actinopteri; Syngnathiformes; Syngnathidae
Product: ecto-NOX disulfide-thiol exchanger 1-like
Exons: 13
Coding region: 121-1845 (574 amino acids)
Biological process (GO): ultradian rhythm
Cellular component (GO): plasma membrane; external side of plasma membrane
Molecular function (GO): RNA binding; protein-disulfide reductase activity
Source: RefSeq, a predicted model, not a curated record
GCAUCCCCGCGGGCGGACGUGCGCGCGACCGCGCAGCGGCUGAAGCUCCUCUUGGCGCGCUUCAUCGUCGUCGCGUUCCUGGCCGAGCGCCUCCAUGUCUCGCGUUUAUCGGCCAGCGCGAUGACUUCACGUGCCAAUGGCGUGGCGCCUCCACCUGCGACGGGCAAGGCAUCCCUGUUGCCGCAGCGACCGCUCGCCGCAGCCAACUUCCUGUACCCGGAGGCCAGUUCAUCAGGCUCGGCGGCGCACCUGCCCCCAGCCAAGGAGCUCAUCCGCCUGAAGGGAUGCACGCUCUUCCCGCCCAACGCCAGGCUGCCCCCGCCGUCCACCCGGUCGCGGCCGCCCGGCUGCAAGACGGUGUUUGUGGGCGGACUUCCAGAGCGCGCCAGCGAUGACAUCGUCAGGGAGGUUUUCAGCUCCUGCGGCGACAUCGUGGCCUUACGCAAAAGCAAGAAGAACUUCUGCCACAUUCGAUUCGGCGAGGAGUUCAUGGUGGACCGGGCGCUCCGCUUGUCAGGCUACCGGCUUCAUCUGGGCUCGGCGGACAAGAAAGACUCGGGCCGAAUCCACGUGGACUUUGCGCAGGCUCGAGACGACUUGUAUGAGUGGGAGUGUAAACAGAGACUGCUGCAAGGAGAAAAAGGCCAAGGACAGCAGGAGCCGCCGUCGUUGCUGCCGCUGCCGCCGCCGCUGCCGCCGCCGCCUCCGCCGCCGCCUCCGCCGCCGCCUCCACUCUCCCUCAUGCCGCACUUCUCAGAGCAGGAGGCGGCCCUCUUGGCUGAGUGCCUGAAAGACAAGCAUCGGUUCAGCUGGGCCGCGUCGGUGCUUUUGUGGUGGCUGGACGGCGGGCAGGUGAACCGCGCCAGCGCCAACCACAUGUACGCUUUGCUGCAGAGCGCCAACGCACACGCUGGACGACUGCGCAGAGACGCCGCCCAGCAGCGGCGGGUGCUGCGCAAGGCCAGGGCUGCCUUCCGCUGCGCCCUCGCCACCAUCCUCCAGCAGUUGGACCAGGUCUCGUCCGUCUUGGCGGCGUCGGGGCGACAAAAGUCUCGGGACCACUUCUCCAAAGCUCAGCGCAAGAACAUUGACCUGUGGACAAGGCAGUGCCAGGCGGACAGCGAGCAGCUGUCGGGGCUCAGACGUCACCGUGACGACGAGGACGAGCCAGAUCUUUUCAGGAAGAAGAUGAAGAUGGCCAAGAUGAGCACGUGCGGCCACCGAGACGAAGAGGCUUUUGAGGAGGAGGAGGGGGAGGAGCUUCUGAGCCAGGAGGCGGAGCCGCGGAGGGGUGAGGCCUCCGUGCCGCCGCUGCUGCCAGCGCAACAGGUGUUGAGCUUGCGGGACGAGCCGGCGAGCGAGGAGGCGGAGCUACAGCGGGCCCGCACCCAAGCUCACUUCCUGGAGGGGGCGCCGCUGUUGCUGCAGCAGAGUCAGGUGAUGUGCGGCGGCGCGGAGCUGCGGGAGAAGGUCAGCGCUGCGCUCGGACCGCUCGGCUCAUGUGCACAUCAAGUGACGGGCGUGCCUGCGCCUGCGCCUGCGCCUGCCUUUUGGUCGUCGUCGGCUUGGCACGCGAGUGGAGAGAUGGGAGGCGUCCUGGUGUCGGAGAAGGAGGCUCUGCUCCUGGGCGUGGUGUCGGCUUUCCUGCACGUUCAUCCGUUCGGGGCCAACCUGGAAUACUUGUGUUCCUACGUGCGCACGCUGGACUGCCAGGUGUCGUCGGGGCAGCUGGAGCGACUGAUGGUGCGUCUGCCCCUCAUGUUCCGUCAGGAGCUGAGCGGCGUGGGCGCCACGCUGGAGAAGCGCUGGAAGUUUUGCGGCUUCGACAGCCUCCGCUCCGGCUGAGGUCCGGCCGAGGGAGGUCCGCGUCUUUUCUUCUGGCUCGGUGUCGUGGAGGAUGAGCGCCCGGAAUUUGCGAGCGUAUCGUCCUUCAUCCUUCAAGUGCGAGUCGAGUUAGUAGGAGUCAGCUCAAAAGACUUGGCUGGAAGUCAUAAAGGCGGAAGCGCUCGGGUUGCGGCCUCGCCGUUGCCCGGCGUUUGACGGUCUACUUUGUCGGCCCAUUCAAACAAAAAAGCCGCCGCCAGUUUUGCCACUUUCUUUUUGCCGCCGGGCCUUUCCUUUUGAAGGUCUCAUCUGAGCCCGCUCUGCCUCAUUUCUCCAGCUGCUUCCUUGGUUUUUCCAGACGUGCAUGGCAACCUCAACUUUGGACCGUGUGUUUUUGUUUCCAGCUCGCAUCGUGUUUUCUUUCAAUACUUUGUGUGUUCCAAUUAGGAAGCAAAAGGACAAACCUUGCUUUGAUGCACAAAUAUGGACAGAAGGCCCAAGUAAGCGCUGAGCUGAGCGAGGACCUGGUCAUCUUCUGAAGCUUUAUAAAGGCCCUCUCUAUAUUUAGCUCCAUUGCUAAUUCUGGUGCAUCUACAGAAAUGUUCCUUCAUUGAUGUGCGCUGUCCCUGUCUGUCGGUCGGUCUGUCCGUCCGUCCGCCCGCCCGCCCGUCUGUCUGUCAAAUAAACUCAUCAAACCAU